GGCGCUUGAAAGGAGAGUAAACGUUUCUCCCAGCAGCAAAUGGCAAGGAUGUGGGCUGACUAUCCCUUCCUGUUUUACAGCCACCGGAGCUCCGUGGAGCAGAAAGACGGGCGGGACGCAGGCGAACAUGUCGGGAACCACAUUGGGCUCGUCCCCCAGGCGGACAGUCUUUGAAUAGCGCGUACUGCUCGCUGCUUUGAAGCGUAGCAGGCAGGCAGACAGACAGACAGGCAGGCAGGCGGCCAGGCAGGCCUGCUUCUUGCCAUUCUGUUGCAGUGUGCCUCCGCCAAUGCUUGCCCUUCUCUCGGUCUCAUGGCGGAGACCAAAAUCAUUUAUCACAUAGACGAGGAGGAGACUCCCUAUCUGGUCAAACUCGCGGUUUCUCCGGACAAAGUCACCUUAGCCGAUUUCAAAAAUGUGCUCAACAAUCGACCCGUCCACAGCUACAAAUUCUUCUUCAAAUCGAUGGACCAGGAUUUCGGGGUUGUCAAAGAAGAGAUUUCUGAUGACAACUCCAAGCUGCCUUGCUUCAAUGGCAGGGUGGUGUCCUGGUUGGUGCUUGCAGAGAGCACUCACUCUGAUGGAGGAUCCCAGUGCACAGAGAGCCACCCAGAGCUGCCCCCUCCUCUGGAGAGAACAGGCGGCAUCGGUGACUCCCGGCCCCCUUCUUUCCAUGCCAACGCAGUAAGCAGUCGUGAUGGCCUGGAUACUGAGACGGGCACAGAGUCACUCCUCAGCCACCGGCGCGAACGGGAAAGAGAGCGCACGCGGAGAAGAGCUCGAGAAACCGAGCUCCCUCGCAUCAACGGUCACUCUAAAUCCGAGCGCACUGUGAGGGACUCGGCCAUGGGUUACGACAGCCCCUCCGUCAUGAGCAGCGAGCUGGAGUCCAGUUCGUUUGUCGACAGUGAAGACGACAACGACGCGAGCAGGCUCAGUAGCUCCACAGAACACAGCACCUCCUCACAGCUGAUGCGCAGGCACAAGCUCCGCCGACGGAGACACAAAGUCUCCAAAAUUGACCGGUCUUCCUCCUUCAGCAGCAUCACAGACUCCACCAUGAGCCUCAACAUCAUCACCGUCACACUUAACAUGGAGAAGUACAACUUUCUGGGCAUCAGCAUUGUAGGUCAGAGUAACGACCGCGGCGACGGCGGCAUCUACAUCGGCUCCAUCAUGAAGGGGGGAGCCGUGGCUGCUGAUGGCAGGAUAGAACCCGGAGACAUGCUCCUGCAGGUGAAUGAUGUCAACUUUGAGAACAUGAGCAAUGAUGACGCUGUGAGGAUUCUGAGAGAGAUUGUUUCCAAAACUGGUCCCAUUAGUCUUACUGUUGCCAAAUGUUGGGAUCCCUCCCCUCGAAGCUACUUCACCAUCCCUCGAGCCGAGCCAGUGAGACCCAUUGACCCCGCCGCCUGGAUUUCACACACGACUGCCCUGACAGGACCGUAUCCCCACUAUGGUAACAACCCACCACCACCACUGUCACCGCCACCCUCACUUUGUAAUACAGAACUCAUUAGGUUCGGGUGGGGGUUGCUGUUUGUUUGUUUCUUCUUCAUAUUUGCAGAGUUUGACGAUUUGCCUCUAUCAACAAGCAAAACAGACAUGGCAACCAUCGUCAAGAUUAUGCAGUUGCCGGACUCCAGCCUGGAGAUUCGGGACAGGAUGUGGUUAAAGAUCACCAUUGCCAAUGCUGUCAUUGGCGCUGACGUGGUGGACUGGCUCUACUCCCGAGUGGAGGGCUUCAAAGACCGGCGGGAUGCCAGGAAGUAUGCGAGCAGUCUGCUCAAACACGGCUACCUGAGACACACCGUCAACAAGAUCACCUUCUCAGAACAGUGCUACUACACAUUUGGGGACCUUUGCCAAAACAUGGCGUCACUCAACUUAAACGAGGGAUCCAGCGUCGGGGGCUCUGAGCAGGACGCUUUGGCACCGCUGCCCCCCGCCGCCAAUCCCUGGCCCUUGGGGGGCCAGCCGUUCCCCUACCCUUCGUUCCCCUCCGCGCCCCCCUGCUUCCCGCCCGGAUACUCGGACCCGUGCCACAGUUUCCACAGUGGGAGCGCAGGCAGUCAGCACAGUGAGGGAAGCCGUAGCAGUGGCUCCAACCCCAGCGCUGGCAAGGAGAAGGCACCCAAGUCGACAGGCAGCGAGUCGGAGGCGGCCACGCGUGGAGGAAGGCGCGCCGACAGGUGCCCCAGCCAAAUGAGCCAUCGCAGCCACGCCCGAUCCAGCCGCCAGCCCGCCUCCUUCACCUACGGCCACCUGUCCCCGUCCCAGCCGGGGCCGGGCUCCUGCGCCCGGAGCGAGCCCAGCCACGCGUCCUCCUACGGCCCCCCCGGCUUGCCGCCGCCGUAUUGUCUGGCCCGGCUGGCCCCCAAGGCUUCCGUCAGCGGCAGCACGCCACCGGGAGCGCCCCCCGGGAGAGAGCUCGCUGCCUUUCCCCCUGAGCUCACCGCCAGUCGCCAAUCCUUCCAGCACGCUAUGGGCAACCCCUGCGAGUUUUUUGUUGACAUCAUGUGACGGGACAAAACGGCUGCCGCCGCUGCCUCUCCCUGUCGGAGCGAACCCCUCGACUGGCUCUCUGACUGACCCGCUGCCGGCAAAGGACAAUGGGCAGUUGUGUGGCUGAAGUGUACCGUUUGUGAAGUGCUGUUCAAUGUGGUGAUUCUUCAAAGCGGCCAAAUGAGCCUUCCUUCAUUCCAUCUUGCAUGUUCGCCCCUGCAAGACCUUUAAGCCGGCCAGGUUUGGAUUUCAAUCCCCAGACCGCCAACAACGUGGCCGCCCACCUCUUUUGACCGUGCCCGAUGCUGUAGCAUCACCACUGUUCCCUCCCGCCAAGCGCUUACCUGCCAACCGCUCACACUCUACCUCUGAUCAGCUUGCGAUCAGCGGCUAUCUUGGUCUCGGUUGUAUUGUAACGAGGUGACCGCCUCGCGCGUGACUUUGAGGCGCUUGAACAAGACAGUUGGUUUAUUUGGGCCGAGCGUUGUUGAAAAGGAACCAGCUGUACGCUGGAGGAUCUUUGUGUUGUAAUUGAUCUGAUUGCGGUGCAUCAAUGGCGCUAUCCGUCAUCCACUGUGGCCGACUGACAAUCACGCAUCAGUCGUCUGUCAAUCAAUGGCCGAUUUCCACCCUCGUUGCUGUGCUUUGUUGAAUGUAUCGUCGUCAGCGUCAGACAUUUGAAAGUUGACCAUCACUUUGGUUUCAAGCCAGGUGAAAAUUGGAUUGCAAACAGUGGAAAUUGUGAACCUGAGACAGUCUUCAAUGAUGUCUUCGAUUGGGGCUGUGUGGCGUGAGCCUCGGCAAAGCAAUUGGGUUUCCGCAAUGUCCACGACGCCACUUUAUAGGUUUGCUAAUUCGGCAAAUAGUCUAUUGAGACGAAUGAUCAAAGAGGUUUUGUUUUUAUCUAUUUAUUUCUUUUCAUUUUAGCAGCACUUGCCACCGCUUGUAUCAGCAGUGACUCACAAACCUUAUUUGGCCUCGAGUAGUCAUCAAACGUGUACCGUACAAGUUGAUGUACGCGGGAGCUGACUGCUCGGCAUAUGCUCACAUCACACGGCCCUAUUUUGUCAAAGAAAGACAGCUUAAUGAUGCCAAAGCACCUCAUCUUUAAAUGUUGUCAUCCUUUGACUACAAGUUAAACCCUGGCCUGAAUAUCCAGACUUCUUACCCCUCCUCCAAAGUUUUCUGAGCACUUUUCCAAGUUGUCUCUCCCUCUCGUUGGUAUCAAACACUGUUGGCAAGCAGAGCUUUCUCCUCAAUCGGCUUUCUUCACAAGCAAAAAGUUAAUUGUACAUAGAAAUUUAUUAUAUAUGAUUAAAAAUCUCUAUGUUGGA
Hippocampus zosterae (dwarf seahorse) is the source of this 3839-nucleotide messenger RNA. Its product is annotated as segment polarity protein dishevelled homolog DVL-1-like. The record is from RefSeq and is a predicted model, not a curated record. Gene Ontology annotation, biological process: intracellular signal transduction; canonical Wnt signaling pathway. The transcript is spliced from 14 exons. Gene Ontology annotation, molecular function: frizzled binding. Gene Ontology annotation, cellular component: cytosol. Bases 313 to 2523 code for a protein of 736 amino acids. Lineage: Eukaryota; Metazoa; Chordata; Actinopteri; Syngnathiformes; Syngnathidae.